Molecule: messenger RNA, 2460 nt
Organism: Thrips palmi
Lineage: Eukaryota; Metazoa; Arthropoda; Insecta; Thysanoptera; Thripidae
Exons: 7
Coding region: 335-1810 (491 amino acids)
Source: RefSeq, a predicted model, not a curated record
AAUCCUCUAAUAACAAAAAGUUCCCGCGCUGAUUUGUCAAUGUGGUCUGGCGUACACCCACCUUGUCCUGUGGGGGGUAAACUAGGAGGAGUCAAAACUGAAGGCUGAGCCGGGCUGAGCCCAAGUUUAAUCACAAAAUGCUCGCUUCACUCGCAGGUUUUGCUGAUUCCCGUCAAUUAAUUUCACCGCUUGGCUCGCCAAUAAAGCGUUUUAUUAUGCUCCCAAAAUGGCAAAAGUUAUGUUAAAAUCAAGAAUUGUGUGAAUUUUCGUUCGCUGGAUUUUCCAAAUUACGAAAGAAGUCUAAACCGUAUUGGGUGUUGCGCCUUGACGCAGAAUGCCCCCCAAGAAGAGAGCGCAGACGAGCCCUGCCAGUGACGCCAGCAAGAGGUCCAGGCAGGGAAGCAGUAGCAGUCCUUCUCAGCGGCAAGAAGGAUCCUCAACGGAUAGCUUGGCGAUGGAGUGUGAGGUCGUGACCGUCAAGGAGGAGCCUUCGUGUCCCGAAACCAACAAUAUGAGCAGCAGCACUUCAAGUCGCAAGUUGUGGUGCCGAGACUGCGACGAGGAUGCCGCGGAGGACUGCGAGGACUCGGGCCACUCCGUGUGCUCCCUCCGCCAGCUGCGCACAGAGCAGGCCGCCCCCAAACUGCUACAGUUGGACAAUGCGGCGACGUCGGCGCGCGAGGUGGUGAAGGCCCUGCUGGACGCCAAGGGCGUGCUGGAGGCCCAGCUGGAGCAGUGGAGUGGCAGGCUGCAGCACGUCGAGGAGGCCAGGAAGGAGCUGUGGGCGGCGGCGGACGAGGGCCGGGACCUGGAGGAGCCUACACUGGAGGGGGGCCUGGAACAGCUGCUGCAGGACGCCACCACCCUCCUCCAGGCCAAGUGCCAGCUGCAGCUGCAGGUGGACUCGCCCUGCUCCACCUGGAAGGGCCAACUGCAGGUGGCGGCUCCGGGCUCCAGACGCAGUUUGCUUUGCCCACUGGUGCUGCAGAUGCACCAGGACUGGAGCCUCACCAAGAUCUUCCGUCCGGAAGAGUGUAUGCAUGUGGGGAAACUCAGCACUCAAAAAGAGCACACCCAAGAGCUGAACGAAUCCCUGCAGAACCCAGGCCUGGACAAGGUGAGGAAGCUGAGCGGACUGGACUGCAUGGAGCGGCCCAACUGGAGUACAGCGCUGCUCAAGCGCGUUGCGCCACGCGUCGAGUGGCUGAUUACUGGGAACGCCGUUCGGGAACACCUCGAGGUGAUCAGGGACAUGCCAGCGCUGCGCUGCUUGUACGUCCAUCUGAGGAACUCCGUCGAGAAUGCCCCAGACCUGCCGCUUCAACUGCAGGAACUGGAGGUGCGGAACGUUUCAGUGGAACACCUCCAGUCGGUGCAGCGGAUGCCCAGGCUGCGGAAACUCGUCUUGAACUGGUACGAGCACGGUGCGCUCGACGUGGCGUUCCCCCCUCUGCCCGCGGGUCACUGCGGCCUGCAGUGGCUCAGUGUGUACCUCCGGCCGGCCUCCACCGUCCUGUCCCUGGCCAAGGCCCACGCCGCCACACUGCAGGAGCUGCGGAUUCUGUGCGCGUCCGAGGGAGACGGUCUGUUGCACUUCAAGGACCUGGCCGAGGGGCUGCGCCAGUGCGGGCUGGUGGCGCUGCGGCGCGUUGUGCUGAUGCGUGGACCCGCUCCACGCUACCGUGACCAAAAGCUUCCCCACGCGGCAGAGUCGUGCCAACGGCAGAAGCAGUCCAGUCUGGGACAAACUAGUGCCGACGGACUCGGAGAAGCCGGUCAGAAUUGUGAAGGUGAUGUGCGAGGAUUGUGAUGAAGAGUGCCCUGCAUAUCCACCCCUGGGAGACUUCACCUGGAAAGACGAUUUUUUUCUAUCCGUUCUUUAACCUCACAAUUAAUUGUUUCAUUUUUGUCAUGCUUCUUUAGUCCCUAUUAGUUUCUACUGCCAGUUCUGUUGGCUCUAGUGCUUUGUUCUUCUUCCAGUCGUGCACAGAACGUGUCAAGAUGCAUUCUGUGCUUGUAUGGUAUGCAGCGAUGGUUCUUGGAUGUAAUUUUUAAAUAAGACGACCCUUUCCAAAGGAUGAAACUAUGGUAAUGUCUUCACAAAUUAAAGUGAGUAAUUUUAUGUAGUCCUACACAGAUUUCGUAGUGGCAGUCACAGUUGGACAUAAUUAUUAAUUUGAUGACAUAGAUUUGUUGCAGCAAUCAUAAUUAGAUACAAUCACUAUAAUUUGAUGUCACGGACAACCAAAUUACUGAUUUGUUUUUUUUUUUUUUUUUUUUUUUUAUUCGUGGCAUUGUUAAAACACAGACUUGUUUGACAUGUUAAGUUAGCUCUUUAAUUCCCACUGUCUGAUGUCCAGCUCGCAGUGUUUGGCCAAUACCAAAUGUCAGCACACAUAUGUGCUUUCAUUCACAAUCGGAGUUCUAGUUUGUUAUCUUGCUAUCCAUUAAAACCUUUUC